Helianthus annuus (common sunflower) is the source of this 1488-nucleotide messenger RNA. Its product is annotated as replication protein A 70 kDa DNA-binding subunit C-like. The transcript is spliced from 10 exons. Lineage: Eukaryota; Viridiplantae; Streptophyta; Magnoliopsida; Asterales; Asteraceae. The coding region runs from base 1 to 1488 and encodes 495 amino acids. The record is from RefSeq and is a predicted model, not a curated record.
AUGGCUACCUCUCUUAGUGUCAAUACAGCGGGAAUUGGUGUUGGCAACCAGAUGGCACUUACUGACCUCCGUGAAGGGAGUACCGGUCCCAUCACUGUUAUGGUCUGUAGAAAGUGGGACGUAACAAAUGUCAACGGACGCUACAUGAGCACGGACUAUGUCGUCAGCGAUGUAAAGGGAGGUAUGAUUCACUGUACCGCGCGGAAUAAUAUUGCACACUACUUCUUUGACAAAAUCAAGGAGGGGGGUGUAUAUUUACUAAAGGGUUUUACGGUCCAACGCACCGAUCAAUACCGUAUUUUAAAAGACAGCCCCUUUGUUAUCUGGUUGAACGGCCCCACGACUGUUAAGAGGGUUGACGAUACGAGUGGUUCAUUUACACGCUACCCGUUCUCACUUACCGCUUUUGAGGACCUCGAACCGACAGAGGGCAAGUAUUUUGUAGAUGUUAUAGGAUAUGCUACUGAGGUUGGCCCCCAAUCUGUGAAGGCAUCAGGUGCUCGCGCGGUUGAGUUUAAUCUAAACAACGAACGCAAUCGCCGAGUUAGAGUGACGUUAUGGGGAAAUUUGGGUGAUGCUCUGAUUAAGAAGAAGGCCGAAAACCCGGCUGUCUAUUGCCUUAUCCUUACUUCCAUGAGUGCAAAAUUUUACCUGGGCGUCCUUGGCUUGGCCAGUUCAUCGUCAACUAUACUCAUUGAUGGCUCCGAUGUACCCGCCCUGCAAACUUUUAAGUCAUCUGUAAGCUGUGUAGCUAUGGGAGAUAGCAGCGACCCAGUCACCGAGGAUGUGGUCUGUGUUGGUACCCUACAAGAACUUGUGGACAGGGCCAUCCUUUUCCGGAAUGUUGUAGAAAUUACGUCUAUCAGAACCAAGAACAGCUGGUAUCUUUUCACGUGCUCCGGAAGCCAGUGUCGUAAGGGACUAACGAGAGAGGAAGGUUACUUCGUUUGCAAGGCGUGUAAAUCAAAGGUUGAUUAUCCGAGAACGAGGUUUCGCAUUCAAGCAGAUGUAACUGAUGGAACAAUGAGUACCGUUGUCACCCUCUUUGAUGAAGUUGCUGAGAAGCUGGUUAAGAGGACUGCAAAAUCCUUAGUUGAGGAACAGUUGACGGAUACUUCUAUUGAUUCUCCCAUACUACCCUCCGCCCUCGAGGCCCUUAUUGGAACAAAGCACACUUUCGAAAUUAAGAGCCACACCUACUACCGUUAUGGAGAAUAUGAGAGCUUCAAUUGCGGCAAGAUUGUUGGGCCUGAUAUGGAUGAAACAGGUGGGAGUGUGAAUGUUGUUCCGUCGGAUUUGGAUGGAAGCCCAUCUGCCACCCUAAAGCGUGACUCGAACCUCCCGCCCCCAACCCCCGGAUCUGGACGGAAACUUAGAAAGCUCUGCAUUCAAGAAUCAGAUGACGAUGCUGAUGAGGUGUCCAUUGACUGUACGGGAGUUAAUGAUAUGGUGGACGAUAGCGGCGAUGCUAAGGAGGGUUCCCUCUGA